UAAAUGACAACAAAGAAUGAGUUAGUUUUUCUGCUCGUGUGAUUAAAUAUAGAAUGAUUUUUAUGCUUCUCUGUUUGGUUCAGAGCUGGAAUAUGAAACAGGAGUACCGGGAUCUGGUCCUGCAGGCGUGUGGAGCAUCAUCUCUCCAUGUGGGCUCCAGAAUCCAGAGUCUGUGGAGCGGUUACGGGGAAAUAGUCCGGCUGCACCUGGAGGGCUGCCACAGACCGUCUGUGGUUCUCAAACAUGUCAGGUUUCCGCAAGAGGCUGAACACACAGAUCUUUCCCACAGACGUAAAAUCAGGUCCUAUCAGGUGGAGACGUACUGGUACCAGAACUAUUCCACCAAUCAGAGCUGUCGGAUCCCUGCCUGCCUGGCUGCCUGCCUGGCUGCUUGUUCCUAUGGCGAUGAGAUGCUGAUUGUCCUGGAGGAUCUGGAUGUUGCUGGUUAUGACCAGAGAAGAACAAACGUGAAGGACACAGAGAUUAGGGCCUGCCUCAGCUGGUUGGCCAACUUUCAUGCCCUCUUCCUGAAUGUGGAACCAGAAGGACUGUGGCCUGUCGGCACUUACUGGCACCUGGAGACCCGGCCCAAUGAGCUGGAAGCAAUGGAUGAUGCUCUGCUCAAAGCGGCAGCCAGUGACAUCGACAGAAUACUCAGCAAAUGCUGCUUCAAAACCAUCGUUCACGGAGAUGCCAAGUUGGAAAACUUCUGUUUUUCCCAAAGUGGAAAGGACGUGGCAGCUGUGGACUUCCAGUAUGUGGGCGGGGGCUGUGGGAUAAAAGAUGUUGUGUAUUUUUUAGGAAGCUGCAUGGAUGAGAGGGAGUGUGAAAAGGGAGUCCCGGGCUUUCUGGACUACUAUUUCACAGAACUGAAACAAUCUGUUAAGGAAGAUGUGGACUUUGGUGCCUUAGAGAAAGAAUGGAGGGACAUGUUUGCAUUUGCCUGGACAGAUUUCCACCGUUUCCUGCUAGGAUGGAUGCCUGGUCACUGGAAGGUCAACCGGUACAGUAAACAGCUGAAAGAGGAGGUUCUGGGUAAACUGAAGCCAAAGCCACAACCAAAAACCGUUUAAUUUCAAACACCUAGAAAAUUUGAGCAUGUGACUGGAAGGUGGCCAGUUUGAACCCAAAAAUCGCUCGACUGGUUUCCCCAUUUACAGGUUUCCACCUGCAGCUGUUUCACUACUAAACCAGAGGGUUGCAAACAAAAUGUGGACUACUCCUUUUCUUGACAAAUAAAACUCGUGCUGGGUUCACAUUACCAGCUGAAGCAGCCUGAAUCUUAUUUUGUUCUGAAAAGAAUCUGAAGCUUGAAAAUGCUUAUGUCAGUUGUUUUCUGAGCACUUGCAAAAUAUUGCACAAACAAUUCUCAGACUACUGCGUCUUUCAGUAAGUAAAUACGUCGUUUGGCUGAGGAAAAAAAGAAACUACAGAGAAGUGAUUAAAUACUAAAAAGAAAAAUCAUUUACAUUUUAAAGUAUAUAUUGUCAACUUCAUGUUUAAAAUAAUAAAAUAACAGUAUAAGUACAUUUCUUUAGCUUUUUGUGUGUUCGGCCAAAUCUGGAGAAUAGUGACGGCAUUUCCGCAUUUCCUUGUUGCCAGGUCCACUUGUUAUAAGUGGCUAGAACUUUCAUAUUUAUUUUUUGUAAAGUUGUUUCAUGUCGAAAGUGAGGAAUCGUGAUUUAUUUGGUUGGGGUCUAAAAUCUAACUUUUUCAAAAAAGGCAUUCUCUUCUAUAUGUUCAGUUAAUUUCUUUUUCAGAUGUGCGGUACUGCAUUUGAUGUAGUGUUCAUCGCACCAUACAAAAUUAUUUUCUGAACCUUUGUUUCAUUUAUUAGGUUGAGCAUUUUGAAUAAAAAAUGAACUGGUUCAUUUGGCAUUGUGAGCAUUUCCAAAGACUGAAUAAUUAUAUUAGCAAUAUUCCUUUGGUGUCUGGCUUUU
Messenger RNA from Thalassophryne amazonica, 1940 nucleotides. RefSeq names its product protein kinase-like domain containing (gene pkdc). The record is from RefSeq and is a predicted model, not a curated record. NCBI's taxonomy places the organism in Eukaryota, Metazoa, Chordata, Actinopteri, Batrachoidiformes, Batrachoididae. The transcript is spliced from 2 exons. The coding region runs from base 54 to 1073 and encodes 339 amino acids.